This is a messenger RNA of Pyrenophora tritici-repentis Pt-1C-BFP, 5031 nucleotides long. RefSeq names its product HepA, Superfamily II DNA-RNA helicase, SNF2 family. The record is from RefSeq and is a predicted model, not a curated record. Gene Ontology annotation, biological process: chromatin remodeling. Gene Ontology annotation, cellular component: Swr1 complex. NCBI's taxonomy places the organism in Eukaryota, Fungi, Ascomycota, Dothideomycetes, Pleosporales, Pleosporaceae. Gene Ontology annotation, molecular function: ATP binding; ATP hydrolysis activity; ATP-dependent chromatin remodeler activity.
AUGGAAGAAGUUACCGCCGCGGAUCGCGACAUCAACUCCAUCCCACAACGCGACUCGACCGACAUACCCACUGCAGCCGACACUGCAAGCAAUGGAGACGGUUUCCAGCGAGACGGUGCAUCUGAAAUCAACGAGGAAGAUGAUUCAGCGCCUGUAAUUGGACAUGAUGGUGGCGUCAUCGAGAGGCCCGCUAAGCGGCGGAAAGUUGAAGACAACACACCGCGUCGCUCGGCAUCGCGGGCUGUGUCGCCGCCCUGGAAGUCGUUUGUGGCAGAUGGACCGACGACGGUAUUCGAAAAUGGUAUGCGAAAGUCGUCGCGAGUGAACAAGGUGACAGCACCACCGACACCAGAGCCUGUAAAGCGGACCCCGCGACCAAGCAAGACAACGCAGACGAAUGGCACACCAAAGACCGGCAUCAAGCGUGAGGCGCGCAAUGGCUCAGGGCCCUCGUCUAUCCCGAAAGCGAAGGCACAAUCGACCCUAAUCAAGAAGGCGUCCACGCAAUCCCUGGUUACGCCUGCGCGCAAGUCGGAACGCCAGAGAAAGGGUCCUGCAGCUGCGACAACCUCCCCUCUUGUAUCGCCAGCAUUGCCAAAUGGGUCGCCCGAGGCUUCGCGCAAGCGGUGUGGGCGACCUAGGCGGGGUGCCCAGACAUUGACUGAUGAUAUAGACGCUGAGCCCGAAUCGAACGAGCAUGAUCCUUACGCCAGUCUGUACGGAUCCCCCGACGACUCCAACCCAUCCAUGCCAGCACCGCGCCUCCGCUUGCGGCUACGUAAGCCCGAUCCCCCCAAUCGCCAUCCCCACCAUGCCCCGCCCAAGUCACAGUACGCAUCGCUGGAAGAGUGGUUGGGACAAGACGAUCCACUGGAUGGCGAGGAGGCAUUGCGGAUAACAGAGGAAAAGGCUGAAGAGGAGGCUGAGCGUCGGUUGCAGAUUGUUGAAGCCGCCGAGCAUGGUGUGUUGAGUCAAACACGAUGCAGCAUCUAUGCGCCCGAGGCCGCUCCAGAACCUCCGCCACAGUACGGUCAUUGGGAUCAUGUAGUCGCGCACACUGUGCACUUCAACAAGCUGCUCAAGGAAGAAAAGGCUUUUCAUCGUCGGACGGCCAAGAUUCUGGCCAGGGAGGCAUACGAUUUCUGGAAGAACAAGUUCAAGCGCAAGAGCCAGGAUGAGAUUGAGCAAGAAGAAGCUGAGCGACAGGUGACAAGGUACAAGCAGCUUGUGAAAGACGUCAAGGAUGCGUGGGGUCUGGUCAAGGUCGAGAUUGACAAGGAGCGUGUGGCAAAGUGGGAAGAGGAGCAGUUGCAGCUGGGACACAAGGCCAUGGACGACAUGUUUAACCAGGCGCAAGAGAUUCUGGGUGGCCGCAAUGUGGGCGAUGGAGCAUCCUCCUUGAUCAGCGAAGACCGGGACUUUGAUGAAGAAUCUCAAAGCGGGGCAUCGAACAACUUGGAACUACCUCACGACGACGACGUCAUGUCUUCAAGCUCAGAUAGCGAACAAGAGAAUGAAGAGGACGACGAUGCUAAUCUAACGGCCGAACAAUUACGCGAAAAAUAUGGGGAACUGCCUGAUCUCCCGGAGAGCAGCUCAGAAGCCGAGCCAGACUCUGAUGAGGAGAAUGCGGAAGAUGAAGAAGGCACUCCCGCGCCGACGCCCGACCCCGAACUCGAUCUUGUCGCUCCCGAUGAGUUGCCUGAGAAUCCAUUAGUCCAUACGAACGGCUUCCACGAUGACGAUGAAAAUGAGGAUGAGAACAAACCUGGUUAUAUUGAUCCUGCUACAGUGGAGCUUGAUCAGGUUGAUGAGGCUUUACUGGACUCUGACGACGAAGACAAGGGCUCAGAGUCGGGCAGCGAAGCUUGGUCGAGCAAUGAGGGGUCCGAGACUGAUGGCAAUGAGCAGGAGGCAGAUGAAUCUGAAGAAGAUGAUGACGAAAGCGGGGAGGAAGAUAUGGGCAUGAUGGGCUUCCUGGCCCCCAAGGACAUCAAGAAGCUCAAGGAAGCUGCCAAGACAGCUGUCGAAGAUGAAGAACCGGACAAAUCGGCAGAACAGACGAACGGUCGGUCUCCAUCGCCAAUGGACGUUGAUGAGGAAAAGCCCCACAUCAAUGGUCAUGAUUCGGUUGCUGAGGAUCAAGAAGCGCACGUCAAUGGAGACACCACGGAGCCUGCCCCAUCAGUCGAGGUUGCUGAGCCUUCAGCUGAAGUUGCAGAACAGCCCAAGAACGCACCCCGAUCUCGCCAUUCUUCUCCACCACGGACCGAGGUACCAUUUCUGCUGCGUGGUACGCUUCGGGAGUACCAACACGACGGUUUGGACUGGCUUGCGAACCUCUACGAAUCUGACACCAACGGUAUCUUGGCAGACGAAAUGGGUCUCGGUAAAACGAUACAAACUAUAUCGCUCUUGGCCCAUCUGGCUGUACGCCAUGAGAUAUGGGGACCACAUUUGGUUGUGGUGCCCACCAGUGUCAUGCUCAACUGGGAGAUGGAGUUCAAGAAGUUCUUGCCUGGUUUCAAGAUUUUGACAUACUAUGGUGAUAUCAACGAGCGAAAACGGAAACGCUUGGGUUGGCGCAACACUGGCAAGGACAUGUACAACGUCGUCAUCACCUCGUAUCAGCUCAUUCUGCAAGAUGCAGCAGCAUUCAAGAUGCGCCCUUGGCGGUAUCUCGUGUUGGACGAAGCUCACAACAUCAAAAACUUCAAGUCUCAACGGUGGCAGACCAUGCUUAACCUCCGGACAGAACGACGACUGUUGUUGACCGGCACACCGUUGCAAAACAACAUUGACGAACUCUGGUCCCUGCUUUACUUCCUCAUGCCAGCUGGCUUUGCUGGAGAAGGCCGCAUUGCUGGCCUGGACGAGUUCACCCUAGCGUUGAAGAAUCCCACAUCACAGAUUCUUGACCAAGGUCGCCAACAACUCGAUGCAGAAGCUCAGAAAAUUGUCAAGCGACUGCAUGAAGUGCUCCGCCCAUACCUGCUCCGACGACUAAAGUCAGAGGUCGAGAAGCAAAUGCCCGGCAAAUAUGAACAUGUCGUCUACUGCAAGCUUUCCAAGCGGCAGCGACAGCUCUACGACGGCUUCAUGGGUCGUGCCUCGACAAAGGAGAUCUUGUCCUCCGGCAAUUACAUGUCGAUUAUUAACUGUUUAAUGUCAUUACGAAAAGUCUGUAAUCACCCCGACCUGUUCGAGACGCGAGCGAUCGUGACGUCGAUGGCUAUGCCCAAGUCGGUGCCUGCAGAGUACGAGAUUAAAGACCUUCUCAUUAGAAAGCGCCUGCAAGAGGGUAUGGAAGACAAGCUGGUAAACCUGGACGCUCUAAAUCUAGUGUUCGCACGACGCGAACAAGCUCAGCUAGGCCAUGCAAGACGUACAUAUAAGAUCCGUGCCACACGGCCCUUGGAAGACCUCCUGGUUGAGUGCAAAUCACGGCGUCUCAAAGAUCCAGUUGAACCCGGCACGUCGUUACAGUCGACCAUGGCAGCUAUGAGGAAGAGGGAGGAAGUGGCCGUCCAAGAUCACCUACAAACGUGUCUCAACCUCACUCGCGCUCGUACCCAGUUUAUGCCUAUCUAUGGCAAGGAUAUCAUAGACGCACUCACCGUCGACUGGCACGACUACACCUUUGGAGGUAUCACGGAAGGAAAGAAGAUACCCAAGCCCGUGCCAUACCGACCGCAUCAUACCCCAUAUCCAACCUACCAUGGCUUUGGUCAAGCGCAGAUGCUACCAAAACAAGAAGAGGCCGUUCAAUACGAUAUUGUCAAGCGCCGUCGCGGUGUUCUUGGAUUUAGGUCUCCACGAUCUGAUGGUGUCAUCUCACAAUGGCAUGAUCAACAAAUCACACACUUCUACGACAUGAUCCCGACACUGGAACAGCGUGCUGAAGCUUUCGAGCCUCUCAUCACUCGCUUUACAUGCGUUACGCCUGCUGUUGCGGCUGAGGAGCUGGCUCCACUAACGUUGUCCAAACGUGGUGUCGAUCUGAUCAGGACGUCAGAACUAGUACAUCAACCAGACCCCUUCCAUGCUUCACGCAUCCGUCAAUCUAUCGCCUUCCCCGAUAAGCGUCUUCUCCAGUACGACUGCGGUAAACUACAACGGCUUGCCACGCUUCUGCGGGAUCUACAAGCUGGUGGUCACCGUGCUCUCAUCUUCACACAGAUGACAAAGGUUCUUGACAUUCUUGAGCAGUUCCUCAACAUCCACGGGUAUCGGUAUCUGCGUCUCGAUGGGUCUACCAAGAUCGAACAACGUCAGAUCCUUACCGAUCGUUUCAACACCGAUCCACGCAUCCUGUGCUUCAUUCUCUCUUCUCGAUCCGGUGGUCUUGGUAUCAACCUUACGGGUGCUGACAGCGUCAUCUUUUACGAUCUUGACUGGAAUCCAGCAAUGGACAAGCAAUGUCAAGACCGUGCCCAUCGAAUUGGUCAAACGCGCGAUGUGCACAUCUACAAGUUCGUCAGCGAAUACACCAUUGAGGCCAACAUUCUCCGAAAGUCGAACCAGAAGCGUCUUCUGGACGACGUCAUCAUUCAAAGGGGUGACUUUACUACCGAUACGUUCAACAGGGUCACCUGGCGCGAUGCACUCGACGAGAACAUGGGUAUUGACACAACCGACGAAGCAGGUGCAGCAAUGGAACGCGUUCUUGGUGAGAAGAUUGGUCUUCUCGGCGAUGCUCGCGUAAUGGGCAGUGUAGAAGACACGGAAGAUCGCACCGCCGCUUCCAUUGCACAAAAGGAGAUCGUCGACGAGAUUCAAGUAGAUGAAGUCGACUUCAACGAGAGUCUGAAUGCUACCAGAGCCGCCUCCGAAGCCGCAGCCGCCGCGAAAGAAAACGAAGAUCUUGACAUGGACGGCAAUGAGAAGGAGAGGAGACAUGUCGACGAGUACAUGCUUAGUCUGUAUCGUGAGGAAUAUGGCAAAGAGCCUUAUCGACCACCAACCGACCGGCAGAAGAGGAACCGCAAAGGUCAGGAUCCUCAUGUAAGGCAUCGGAAGAAGAAGUACUAG